AUUUAGCUUCCUUUUCUUACUACAGCGUCAGGUCAACUGACUUUCAAAAGACAGUGUUUCAGAGUCGAGACUCACACAUCGCAAUCUGAGUUCAUCAUGGCAUCAGAGGGGAAUCCUGUUUCUGGUGGUGUUACGUUGCUCCACACUGAAUGUGAAGGGAAACACUCAUAUGAAGUGAAGGGCUUUUUAAACUAUAACAAAGGAAUGUUUACAAGCAAGGGGGAUAAACUCCUAAUGAUAAACAACAUAAAUGUGGAAGAUUUGACUCCAGAGGCAUUUGCUGAUCUUCUGCUUGAAGGAUCUCCCUUACUUACCAUACAUCAUCCUUGCAAAACAAAAACAGAAGAGUGCGAAUCUGAGGAGCUCCGUGUCAAUAAAAAGGAGCCGAUGCUCAUGAGUUUCAGCCUGAUGAUGGUAAGAGAGUCUGAGCUGGAGGCGUAUGGGAGCCAGGAACCAUCACCUUCACAACCGGAGGGGGAAGACAUUGAGGACGACACUUUCGAUGAUGAAAAUUUGCUAAUUGUCUCCAUGGUUGAUACGAGCUUCAGUCUGGUUCUUGCUCGAGGCUGUGACCCUGACAACCCUUGCAACAACUGUGGAAAGACCAAUUGCAAAUUUAAUGAAGUUGUGGUCCUGCCUGCGAGUGCUGCGGUUACCUCUGGUUCUCCGAGGAAAUUGUGUCUGCUUAAACAAAAAGAGAAUUUGUAUAUUAAGAGUUUCUUUACGGAAAAGUAUGUCACCCCAUAUAAUCAUCAGAUAUGUUUGGAUAACACCAUGUCAGCACCAAUCACCAUCUACUCUUACACGAUCACAAUGGACAUUCCAGGUACUCCUGUUGUGCUGAACUUCACAAACACAGAAAACUUCUUCAGAUGCACCACAAAGCAAGGUGUAGAUACAAAGAUUUUAACAGUUACGCAAUAUAAAAAAAAAGACCUGCAAACGAUCUGUGCAGAUGAGCCAGAGAAAUGGUCCCUUGUAUUUUACAUGUCUUGUGGGGCAGACAAUCUCCGGCGGUUUGAGUCAGCUCUCCACAGAGGAUGGUUUAUCUACACAAAAAAUGUAGACCAAGUGGACAUGCAAAGAGAUGAACAGUUUUACUGUAAACCCAACAACUUUUUUAUCAUAAUUCACAGUUAGAAAGGCUCAUGUUAGAAUUCUUGAUAGAAACCUA
Molecule: messenger RNA, 1174 nt
Organism: Rhinichthys klamathensis goyatoka
Lineage: Eukaryota; Metazoa; Chordata; Actinopteri; Cypriniformes; Leuciscidae
Gene: il1fma
Product: interleukin-1 family member A
Exons: 7
Coding region: 97-1140 (347 amino acids)
Source: RefSeq, a predicted model, not a curated record